UUUGCGAAUCCUGUUGCCCCUGUUGGUCCUCUACUCUUCCUCGAUCGAUGGUCAGAUAUGCUCCCAGCCUCGGCUUGGCCUUUCAAUACAAUUCUGUCAGAAGUGUGGGAGCCCUGGACUUGAUGGUAAGAAGAUUAGUCACACAUAAAAAAAAAUACCCAACACAAAAGUAAAUAAACAUAAUUAGUAUUAACCAUAAUAAUUUUAAUCAACAAAACAUAAGUACACUUACCACUAGUGAAAACGAUUGAGAGUAUUUCAAACAUCAUAUGUCUUUUAAGUAUAAUAUUUUGGUUACUAUUUGAUCACUGUUCUUGGCUCUGCAUUAUCUGCUCUACGAAAUCACGUUCUGAUCAUUUCAAUUCCAUACUAAUAGGGUCAUGUUGACCUCAUUUUUCUUUUCUUUUAAAGUUUUCUCGAUAAUUUUUUGAAGCGCUAAAAUUCUUUAUUUUUUUUAUAUAAAAAUUUGUUUAGAUUUUUGCAUCAAGCGGUAUGGAAAAUGUGGAACAUAUACGGUAGCGGUGGGAAACACGGGCUACGGAAAUUUAGGUGGACCUGCGGGCCUACCACCCCAUGGGUAAGUCAUAAAAAAAAACAGUCAGAUAUAACAUCAUUGUUACGAUUGUAGAUGGAUAGAUUAGAAGUAACUUUAUUAAAAGGACUAUGCCUGAUGGACUGGGUGACUCUCAAUUCAGCUAAAUAUAACGAACUUGUCAGGAUUCCAAAUCGAAAGUAUGUAACACGCAUUCAACAAAUCUAGCACCACUCAUUGGGCAGACAUUCAACUCCCACUCAUUGGGCAGAUAUCCAGCUCCCACUCAUUUGGAAGACAUUCAACUCCCACUCAUCGUUAACAUUUAGAUGAACUAGUUUUCUUUUCGCUAAAAUUAAAUUAAAAUAUUUGGUAUAAAAACAUAAUUGGUAGAAUGCUCUGUAAAUGUGGACAUAAAAUACUAUGAUGUACUAUGGCCACUGUGAUGUACUAUGGCCACUGUGAUGUACUAUGGCCACUGUGAUGUAUUAUGGCCAAUUUGAUGUUCUAUGGCCACUGAGAUGUACUAUGGCCACUGAGAUGUACUAUGGCCACUGUGAUAUACUAUGUAAUAUGGCAACUGUGAUGCACUAUGACCACUGUGAUGUACUAUGGCCACUGCGAUGUACUAUGGCCACUGCGAUGUACUAUGUAAUAUGGCGACUGUGAUGCACUAUGGCCAUUGUGAUGUACUAUGGCCAACUGUGAUGUACUAUCGCCACUGUGAUGUACUAUGGCCACUGUGAUGUACUAUGUAAUAUGACAACUGUGAUGCACUAUGGCCACUGUGAUGUUCUAUGCCCACUGUGAUGCCCUAUGGCCACUGUGAUGUACUAUGUAAUAUGGCAACUGUGAUGCACUAUGGCCACUGUGAUGUACUAUGGCCACUGUGAUGUACUAUGGCCACUGUGAUGUACUAUGGCAAAUGUGAUGUACCAGCCAGCUCUUGAAUUUAGCCGAAAACUGCAAUUUAAAUUCGACUUAUAGGUCGAAUAUGUUUCGUUAAGUUUUAGUAUCGGAAUGAGUUAAGAUAUGUUAACCUUGCCACCGUCCCUGUAAGUGUAGUGCUCUUUUCGCCAGUUCAUUAAAAGACUACGGUUAUAGCAAUACAAUAAAAUAAGUUUCCAUUAUUAUAUUUCUCCAGUACCCUGUCACGUUCCAUUGUUAUGUCUUGCCCAGUUAUUUCUUAUUUUUAUUGUUAUAUUUGUCCCACUUACUUUUCAAUUCCAUUGUUAUAUUUUCCCAGUUAUUUCUCCCGUUUUAUUGCUAAAUUUGUCCCACUUACUUCACACGUUCCAUUGUUAUAUUUUCCCAGUUAUUUCUCACUUUUUAUUUGUUAAAUUGUUCCUAGUUACUACUCGGGUUUCACCAAUGGCCUACCGAGCUCGUGCGCAGAACUUGUGCGUGUCGCGUCAGCUAUACCCAACAGUGCUUUACAGACGUCAUCGUUCACCGUAUACAGCCAGACUGGUGACUGGGGGGCGUCCUUACCACGGGUGAGAUCUUUUACAUUAGUUGAUUGGAUUUUCAUGAACAAAAAUAAUCAUAGGGUAAUCAAAGACAAAAGAAAAGAAAAGGGAAAUAUUUUUUUUUUUUUUUUAAAUACGAAAAUAUUUUUUUUUUCAAAUGCUAACAAACAAACAAAAAUUAUUUUAAAAAAUAAAAAAAAAUUAGAUGAUAAAUAAAUAUUAUUUUUUCAUUAAUACAAUUUUUUUUUAAAUGUAAGGGAAUUGUAUAAAGACCAAUUUACUUUGUUUUUUUUAAUUCUCUUUAUUCUUUAAGUGUGAGAUCAGAUAGCCGUUAAUGAGUCGGAAGGUUUUUAUUUUGGCAACUUAUUAUUUGUAUUUGCAAGGAAAUUUUCUUGAUUUUGCUUUGGAACUCCUCUCCCCCACCCCUACCCACCCAUACCCCCCCCCCACCACACCACUUCCGCAUUAAGUUCGUCUUUCUCGCAGUUGAAGAUAAUGUUACCAUGUAAAAAUUCCACCUUAACAUCUGUGUUAUAGCCGUUAAUGAGUCGGAAGGUUUUUAUUUUGGCAACUUAUUAUUUGUAUUUGCAAGGAAAUUUUCUUGAUUUUGCUUUGGAACUCCUCUCCCCCCCCCCUACCCACCCAUACCCCCCCCCCACCACACCACUUCCGCAUUAAGUUCGUCUUUCUCGCAGUUGAAGAUAAUGUUACCAUGUAAAAAUUCCACCUUAACAUCUGUGUGUAUAUUUUCCCAGGUUUUCUUUAAUCCACUCGUUGCUCAGUUCUUGAACGUCCAGUACCCGCUACACCACUGUCUUGAGAACAACGCUGGCUUCCCCAACAAAGUCUGGAACUACGCCAACCCUUACAAACCUAACCUUGUAAAUGAACGUUUUGCUGAAAUUGUUUAACCCCGAUCUCAAACGUAUCUUCCCCCCCCCCCCCACAAAAAAAAUAUCUCUACAUCAAAACACACAAUGUUCAAUGUAACAAAGCCACAAACGCCACAAGAUGGCUCUGAUUUAACGGAAUAAAAUUCCCGAUAACUCUGCUAAAUGAUAUUCUUUAAAUAUAAGCGACCGUGCUGAGUUAUCUUUUCUUUAGUUCCCCGGAAAUAGUCUCAGUUUGAAGAUUAUGUUUAAAAAUCUGCAGUGUAUUUGGAGGUGGGGUAUUAAAUAUUAAUCAAGUUCAAGGGCGGUAGCAAAUCUGGAGGAGUGGAUCAAUAAUUUGGAAUCGUGUAAAGUGCUUUACUUUAAUGCAGGGUUUUUUAAGCAUCUUUAGUGGAUGGGAACUUAAGACGUUGCCGUCUCCAGUAUUGGUUUGGGCCAUAACUGUUUGUGGAAUAAAUCUGAGGUGCCAAAGUGGGUUGGAACCUAUAAUAUUAAUAUAGUUCAGGGUCGGUGACUCCCGGAUCUGGAGAGGUGGGCGGGGGGGGGGGUAGUAGCACUAAUAGGAAAUUUUAUAAGCUGUUUUACUCGAAUUCAUGUUUUUUUUAAGUUACUUAAGCUGAUGAGAAGUAAGUUAUUCUUUUAUAAAACAUUCAUAGUUGAAUUUCCCAUUUAAGUCGGCCAGUAUCUGUUUUGAUUGAAGUUUAGACAUAAAAUAACUGGUCCCUGCAAAGUCCCUCCGUGUUAUUAUGAAAGCCAACCCUUCAAAAAGUGGAUGGUGUUUUGUAUGUGCACCCUUCCUGUUACACCGUAACUGUAUGCGGCAGACGUUUUAAUUCUUCAAAAGGUUUGUUAACAACGAACAUUAAAGUUAUUCUUUUCCCCAAGCAAACGGAGAUUACUUAAACAAAAAUAAAAUAAUAUCUCCUCAUUAGCUUUAAUAAUACAGAUCCACCUUCUAGUUUUGUGCCGAUAGGAAUCUAACAACACAUUUAGUUAACUCGUAAUUAAAAAAGUGUUGUUUUUUUUUUAAAUUUUAAAUAUAUACGUUUAAAAAAAAUAUUUUUUUAAUAAAUAGAAAGAAGGAAGAGCAAAGAAUCUAAUAAAAAAACAAGUCAAUUGUUAUACCUUUGACGACGAGUUCAUGAACAUUGUCUCACAGACUGCGCGUUGUUCAAUUGGGAAUUCAUUGUUUUUGAAAGGUGCUAACACAUACGUUGUUCAUUUUAAAAUAAAGUGUGCGCAUUUCAUCUGUGUCUACAGAACAACCUGAGGUUGGACAGCUUCUACUUCAACGCCAACGGCAACAACACGUGGUCCUACCAGUGCUACUGUGACUACUGUAGUCGGUGUCAACAGUGUACCAACGGUUAAAUCAAGGUUGCAGCAGCAACUUCAAAAAUAAAAGUCUGGUUAAAACAACAUUGACAGGAAAGGUCUGUUUAAAACAACUUCAACAGGAAAGGUCUGGUUUAAAAAUAACCUUCAUUAGGACAAGUCUGGAAAAGGGGAACUAUAUUAUUAUUAUUUUUUUUUGUUGUUGUAAAUAAAUGCUAUUUAUUAAAUUA
Lymnaea stagnalis (great pond snail) is the source of this 4456-nucleotide messenger RNA. The record is from the annotation of a GenBank genome assembly. Lineage: Eukaryota; Metazoa; Mollusca; Gastropoda; Lymnaeidae.